Messenger RNA from Venustampulla echinocandica, 690 nucleotides. RefSeq lists its product as uncharacterized. Bases 1 to 690 code for a protein of 229 amino acids. Lineage: Eukaryota; Fungi; Ascomycota; Leotiomycetes; Helotiales; Pleuroascaceae. The record is from RefSeq and is a predicted model, not a curated record. The transcript is spliced from 2 exons.
AUGAUCACAGACAAAACUAAGGCCGGUCCCCCACCACCGCAUCGGUACACCCAUCGUGAGGACACAUCCCGACUUGGUCGAUAUCCCACCGUGAUGCCCUCUCAGCACCCCGAAGGCCCACCAACCCCAGACUGCCCCUUCCCCACUGAGGAACCACGGGUAUAUACGGCCAUAACAACCGAGAUACUGGCGAGGCAUGAUACUUAUCAAUCCUCCAUCCACCAAGACAACACUGCCCAGCGCAAUACCCAACAGCAAAACGCCACACAUCUCCAUACCGUCCAGGCUUUGGGCGUGCGCUUGCCCCCACGCAUCUGGGGUCGGCUGGGCAAGGGCCAAACCCAAGUGGCCAUGACGUCCCAACAGCAUUCUGACCUCUCAAUUCAAGGGCUACACAAUGCUUGUAACAUUCAACAACCCACCGUGCGCCACACUCAGGACCGAGCAUCCUCGGGCAAUGUUGAAUGCGUCUCUGAGGCAGGCUAUCCCCAUGGCCAAACCAAUGUCCAGAAUCCGGUGUAUUGGAUUCCACAUGACAACCCUCAGCCGUUCUAUACCGCACCACUUGGUCAAGACAUUGCCGAUUGGGGAUAUGAUCUCGUCGGUGUUGGCACACAAUUUGACACUGAUGAUAAUUCUAAGGACGCAUAUAUUCCACACGUGAACGGUCCUGCGCAUGCUCAGGGGUAA